This is a messenger RNA of Podarcis lilfordi (Lilford's wall lizard), 18539 nucleotides long. The record is from the annotation of a GenBank genome assembly. Lineage: Eukaryota; Metazoa; Chordata; Lepidosauria; Squamata; Lacertidae.
GCAGACUGGUCCAAAGAGCAGAUCUCUGUGCCUGAAUGAAACGGGUCUGCGAUGAUGGAUUCUGGAGUCAAGAAAUCCGCCCUUUCCAAUGAUCUCUCAGGCUGGCCAGGAAAAGGCAGGGAGCAGGAAUCCUCAGGCAUUCCGAUGGACAGACUUGUCAUGUUGCCAAAACAUGAACUCAGAGUCUGAUCUGAUUUCCAGGUACAACGCAUUUUGUGGCGCAAACGGAGAUGUUUUUGGGGUGCUCUCUCUGUGACGGGGGGGGGGCUACUAUCUUAGGCUGUAUAAAUUGCAACGCGCUUUAGUUCUGGGCUGCUUCACUCCUUGCAUGGGGCGGGGGGGGGGGGCUCUGCGCGCAAACAGAUCAACAGCUGCCUUGCUUUCCUCCUGGCCUCAAUGUGUUACCUCUGACGGAGACACAAGGGAGGAAUUGUGUUGGGGUGUGUGUGUGUGCAAAAGCCCAAGCCCUAUUUUUUCCGUAACACAGGAGUCACAGAGUCCAACCCGCUGCUCAAUGUGCACAAAUACCAAAAACAUGGAAUGGAUCUAAGAUCAUGGCGUGGGGGGCGGGGGGAGGGAAGGAUUUUGCAAUGUGAACAUUGUAGGGGGGGACCCCACUUUGCAGCUGAAUUGCCGGAAUCAGCCCCUCCCCCGCUCUCCUCAUCCCCAUAAGGAAGAAGGGAGGGGGAAAACCUUCCUCUCCUUCGUCCCCCUCAAUUCCUCCCUUCCCGGUACAUCCUCCUCUCACCCCGCGCCCACAACCCCAAAUCCCUCCACCAUGCGCUGCACCUCCUCCUCCUCCUCCUCCUCCCCGCAAUCCGGCUUCUGUUUCCGAAAUGAGCGGAGAGAGCCACCCUCCCAAACUGCCUGCUUCGCCCGCAAGUGGAGCUUCUACUCCGAAUUGCUGCUCUGUGGCGUAGCUCUAGGGGGCGCGCUUUCGGAAAGGGGAGGAGGAUGGGAAGAGGAGGAUCCCCGCCCCCCGUGGAUGUUGCAGGAAAGAAAUGAGACUCGAGAGCGAGGACAAAGAGGUAAAGGGGCGGCGGAGAGGGGGGGGAAGGACCCAGAGACCCCCGCCAGCUCCCCAAAGCGACUUCCGUGGGGCCUGGAUCCCUACAGGUGUGCUGCGAAGGGGGCUUUCCUUGGCCCCUUAGGCGCCUUGGCAGCGGCGGACAUGGGGCCCCAUUGCCCCGUUUCCCCCGCAUAGGCAUCCCUGGGGACGUGUGGGCUCCGCACGGAUAAAGGCGGGCCAUGAAAGGGUUAACGGGCGUGAGGGACGCCUGGAUAGAGAUCCCCCUGUCCCUAAUCUGUGCGUCUUGGGGUGGCCCCUCAGGAUGGAAAGAUGGGGGGUGAGGAGUGAGCCGCGCCAAGGGGGGCCUCUGGGUGCAGGGGAGACUCUGGAACAGAGGGAGGGAGUGAAGUGGGGAGGGGGAGCAUCCCUGGGACAGGGAAGGGCAGCAUUGGGGGGGGGGGAGAUCGGAAACCAGUCUUUGGGGAGACUUCUCCAUGGUGGCGCCUACGGGGAUUUUCUGGAGGGGCCGUCUUGGCUUCUCCCUCCCGCCCAAGAAUCGGCCACCCCUUCAAGGCGACCAGAGAGGGAUCCCUGAAAAGUGGGGGGUCCAGUCCCCCCACCCCUCCUUCCUGUAACCUCCAUCCUCUUCCCACCCCAUAAGCCCCCAUAACCCCUGCCCUGUCCAGGAAGAGGGGAGGGGAGAGGCCUUCUCAGAAGCAGCUCGUCGUUUCUGCAAUCCCACCCAGGAAGCAGCCAGAAACCUUUUCCUCUCUCUCAGGCUUCCAUCUUUCUAAUAAUAAUAAUAAUAAUAAUAAUAAUAAUAAUAAUAAAUCCAGCUUGCAGAAGUGCAAGCUGGAUUUCGAAGGGGCAGAGGAACCAGAGACCAAAUUGCAAACAUGCGCUGGAUUAUGGAGAAAGCUAGAGAGUUCCAGAAAGACAUCUACUUCUGCUUCAUUGACUAUGCAAAAGCCUUUGACUGUGUCGACCACAGCAAACUAUGGCAAGUUCUUAAAGAAAUGGAAGUGCCUGAUCACCUCAUCUGUCUCCUGAGAAAUCUCUAUGUGGGACAAGAAGCUACAGUUAGAACUGCAUAUGGAACAACUGAUUGGUUCAAAAUUGGGAAAGGAGUACGGCAAGGCUGUAUUUUGUCUCCCUGCUUAUUUAACUUAUAUGCAGAAUUCAUCAUGCGAAAGGCUGGGCUGGAUGAAUUCCAAGCCGGAAUUAAGAUCUCCGGAAGAAAUAUCAACAACCUCAGAUAUGCAGAUGACACAACAUUGAUGGCAGAAAGUGAAGAGGAAUUAAGGAACCUUUUAUUGAGGGUGAGUGCAAAAUAUGGUCUGAAGCUCAACAUCAAAAAAACGAAGAUCAUGGCCACUGGUCCCAUCACCUCCUGGCAAAUAGAAGGGGAAGAAAUGGAGGCAGUGAGAGAUUUUACUUUCUUGGGCUCCAUGAUCACUGCAGAUGGUGACAGCAGUCACGAAAUUAAAAGACACUUGCUCCUUGGGAGAAAGGCGAUGGCAAACCUAGACAGCAUUUUAAAAAGCAGAGACAUCACCUUACCCACAAAGGUCCGUAUAGUUAAAGCCAUGGUUUUCCCAGUAGUGAUGUAUGGAAGUGAGAGCUGGACCAUAAAGAAGGCUAAUCGCUGAAGAAUGGAUGCUUUUGAAUUAUGUGCUGGAGGAGACUCUUGAGAGUCCCAUGGACUGCAAGAAGAUCAAACGUAUCCAUUCUUAAGGAAAUCAGCCCUGAGUGCUCACUGGAAGGACAGAUUGUGAAGCUGAGGCUCCAAUACUUUGGCCACCUCAUGAGAAGAGAAGACUCCCUGGAAAAGACCCUGAUGUUGGGAAAGAUUGAGGGCACAAGAAGAAGGGGACGACAGAGGACGAGAUGGUUGGACAGUGUUCUCGAAGCUACAAACAUGAGUCUGACCAAACUGUGGGAGGCAGUGGAAGACAGGAGUGCCUGGCGUGCUCUGGUCCAUGGGGUCACGAAGAGUCGGACACAACUAAACGACUAAACAACAACAUUAUUUGUACCCUGCCCAUCUGGCUGGGUUUCCCCAGCCACUCUGGGCGGCUUCCACAGAGACCAAAAAUACACUAAAAUGUCACACAUUUUAUGUCACAAAAAUACACUAAAAUGUCACAAAACUUCCCUGAACAGGGCUGCCUUAAGAUGUCUUCUGAAUGUCAGGUAGUUGUUUAUCACUUUGACAUCUGAUGGGAGGGCAUUCCACAGGGCGGGCGCCACUACCGAGAAGGCCCUCUGCCAGGUUCCCUGUAGCUUUGCUUCUCGCAAUGAGGGAACCGCGCUGGACCUCAGCGUCUGGGCAGAACAAUGGGGGUGGAGACGCUCCUUCAGGUAUACUGGGCCGAGGCCGUUUAGGGCUUUAAAGGUCAGCACCAACACUUUGAAUUGUGCUCGGAAACAUACUGGGAGCCAAUGUAGGUCUUUCAAGACCGGUGUCAUGUGGUCUCGGCGGCCGCCCCCAGUCACCAGUCUAGCUGCCACAUUCUGGAUUAGUUGUAGUUUCCGGGUCACCUUCAAAGGUAGCCCCACAUAGAGCGCAUUGCAGUAGUUCAAGCGAGAGAUAACCAGAGCAUGCACCACUCUGGCGAGACAGUCCGCGGGCAGGUAGGGUCUCAGCCUGUGUACCAGGUGGAGUUGGUAGACAGCUGCCCUGGAUACAGAAUUGACCUGCGCCUCCAUGGACAGCUGUGAGUCCAAAAUGACUCCCAGGCUGAGCACCUGGUCCUUCAGGGGCACAGUUACCCCUUUCAGGACCAGGGAGUCCUCCACACCAGCCUGCCCCCUGUCCCGCAAAAACAGUACUUCUGUCUUGUCAGGAUUCAACCUCAAUCCAUUAGCCGCCAUCCAUCCUCCAACCACCUCCAGGCACUCACACAGGCCCUUCACCGCCUUCACUGGUUCUGAUUUGAAAGAGAGGUAGAGCUGGGUAUCAUCUGCAUAUUGAUGCAGAUCCAAACCCCCUGAUGAUCUCUCCAAGUGGCUUCAUAUAGAUGUUAAAAAGCUUGGGGGAGAGGACGGAACCCUGAGGCACCCCACAAGUGAGGGCCCAGGGGUCUGAACACUCAUCCCCCACCACCACUUUCUGAACACGGCCCAGGAGGAAGGAGCGAAACCACUGUAUAACAGUGCCCCCAGCUCCCAGCUCCUCUAGAUGGUCCAGAAGGAUGUUAUGGUCGAUUGUAUCAAAGGCCGCUGAGAGAUCCAGCAGAACUAAGAAACAGCUCUCACCUUUGUCCCUAGCUCGCCGGAGAUCAUCAACCAGCACAACCAAGGCAGUUUCAGUCCCAUGAUGAGGCCUGAAUCCCAACUGGAAGGUAUCCAAAUGGUCUGCAUCCUCCAGGCAUGCCUGGAGUUGUUCAGCAACCACUCGCUCAAUCACCUUGCCCAAGAAUGGAAGAUUUGAGACUGGACGAUAGUUGGCCAAAUUGGCUGGGUCUAAAGAUGUUUUUUUAAGAAGUGGUUUAAUGACCGCCUCUUUCAGCGGGUCUGGGAAGACUCCCUCACAGAGGGAAGCAUUCACCACCCCGCAGAGCCCAUUGCCCAGCCCUUUCCGGCUAGCUUUUAUAAGCCAGGAUGGGCAAGGAUCAAGGAGACGGGUGGUUGGUUUCACGCAUCCAAGCAGCCUGUCCACAUCCUCGGGGGUAACGGAUUGAAAUUGAUUCCAUGCAACUUGACCAGACAGGGCUCUAGCACUCUCCCGCCCCAGCCCUGCUCCCACGGUGGUGUCUACCUCCUUCUGAAUAUGAGUGAUUUUAUCUGCAAAAAACUUUGCAAAAUCGUUGCAGGAGAUCUUGGGGUCUUUACAAGGCAUAGGUGGUAAAGGUGGUUUUGUUAAAUUGUGGACCACCUGAAAGAGUCUCCUGCUACUAUUUUCUGCAGAUGCAAUAGAGGCAGUGAAGAAAGUCUUCUUUUCCGUCGCUAUCGCCACUUGGUAGGCUCGACGUUGAGCUCUAACCUGUGUCCAGUCAGAUUCGGAAUGAGUUUUCUGUCACCGACGCUCUAGCCGUCUCAGCGAUUGUUUCAUUGCCUCAGCUCCGAAGAAAACCAUGGGGGUGUCCAGGCUCCAUGCAGUCGGAGAGGGCGCUUCGGAGCCAGACAGUCGAUAACCCUGGUUAACUCCGCAUUCCAGCAGGCCACCAGGGAAUCAGCUGAAAGGCCAUCAACAUGGAUAAAGCAUCCCCUACCACUCUCUGGAAACCAUUUGGAUCCAUUAAGUGGUGGGGGCAGACCAUCCAAAUUGGUCCUACCUCCCUGCAGAGGGGAAGGGUCGUGGAGAAGUCCAGUUGCACCAGGAAGUGAUCUGACCAUGGCACUUCUUUUCUUUCACAUUUACUUAGUGUCAGAUCACCCACGUCACUAGAGGUGAACACCAGGUCUAAGGCAUGUCCGUGACUAUGAGUUGGGCCAAACUUAUUCAGGGACAGCCCCAUGGAGGCCAUGCUUUCCACAAAGUCCCAAGCAGCCCCUUGUAAGGUCAUGUUGGCAUGGAUGUUAAAAUCCCCUAGGACAACCAAACUAGGUAUCUCCAGGAGAACAUCCACCAUGACCUGAAGCAGCUCGGACAGGGAAUCCUUGGUGCAGCGGGGAGGUCAGUACACCAAAAGGAAUCCUGUACUGCCCCUAUUGCCCAGCUUCCAGAACAUGCACUCAGAGAACUGGGUCUUCCCAGUAGGACACCUGAUGCAAGCUAAUGACUUCCUAAAAAUCACUGCGACCCCCCCCUCCCCACCCACAUGACCUGGGUUGCUGUGCGUAAGCAACCGGAAGAUCAACAGGUUGAUGGACUCUAUGGAGUUGACGGAAAGGACUGGCAGAAUCCGAAACCAGGGAGAGGAGAUGGUGGAAGAAGAUUGGAAAAUUUAAAGUUUAUAUAUAGACAUAUGGUAAAACUAAUGAGUGAUAGAAAAAUGUUGGAAUGAUUUUUAUGGGCUUAGCAGAAAUGUUAUAAGGAGUUAAGCAUAUAUAAGUAUUUUAGUUUUAAUGGAAAAUAAGGUUAAAAAUACGUUAUUUACAAUAUGAUAGAAAAUGGAGAAAGAUGGAAAGGAUUUGCUGAAACAAUUAAUAGAAGUGGAAUACAAAAAGGGAGGUGAGAGGAGGUCGAGGAAACAAGGGAAUGAAAGAUAGAGUAUGGAAAAGGGAUGAUGUAUGUUUUUAAAUUGUUUUUGUUUUGUUUUAUUUAGGGUUAAGGUUAGGGAGCGUGGUUUGUUUAGUUUAGUUUAAUGUGUUUAGUUUUGAGUUUAGGUUGUGUUUUGCAUUGUCUAUAUAUUGUACUAUAUUGUGUGUUUUUUUCCCUUCUCCUUUUUGCUUUCCUCCUUUGUCUUUUUUUCUGUUUUUCUCUUCCCUUUUUGUAAUCUAUAAAAGUAAUAAAUAUUAUUUUUUUUUAAAAAAAAAGAGAAACCAGGUGGGCAAGCAGCGGCAAGGAAAGGCCCAUUUGCUUCAUCCAACCAGGUCUCUGUCACACAUGCCAGGUCAAAUCCUCCAUCCACAAUCAGGUCGUGGAUGGCAGUGGUUUUAUUUAUCAUUGACCUGGCAUUACACAGCAACACCUUCAGGUCAUGUGGGUUUCCCCUGUUGAUUCCAGCAUCCCUCCGGUCAAGGCCAGACCCGGAGGCAGGGAUAGUCUUCAAACAAUGACUAAACCUGCCUCCUCGGUAAUGACAUGGUCUGGUCUUAGCGUAAUUCCUCCUCCUGCCCAUGAUCACCCAGAUCGGAUGUGCUAGUGCUUCCCGCCCCCCGUGGAACUUGUCCCAGCCAUUGUGUUGGCUGGGGCCCCACUCCCAGGCAGCCCUGAUCCUGCCCCUUAAAAAUGAAACACAAACUAUACACAACCAAUAAAACAACAAAAACAGAACAAUUAUAUUCAAAUUAAUCCCCAACCAAAUAUCCAUCCCACCGACCCACUCCCAACAAAGGAAAAAAGGGGAAAAAAAUUUAAAUGCCACCGACUGCUUGAGGACAUUUUAAAACACAUUAACCACUUGGAACAGGGAAGCAGUAGCAGAACAACUUCCCUCACUUUCCCAAAAGUUUGUUCCAAAUAAGGGCCUGGGCCAGUUAGAAAGGGCCCUGGAAGGGAGCAGGCCCUGCAGUCCUCACCACAGGCGAUGGUCUGUUUCUCUUCCACUUCCUGGUUCCACUACAAAUAAAAAACAGUAAAAUAUCAGACAUUAAAAACCUCCCAAUACAGGGUUGCCUUCAGCUGUCUUCUAAAUGUCAGAAUGUUGCCCAUUUCCUCGCCCUCUGCCUGGUUCCCUGUAACUUCGCUUCUCGCGGGGGGGGGGGGAUCAGCAGAAGACCUUCAAAGGAGGACCUCCCUGUCCGGACUGAGCGAUGGGGGUGGAGAUGCUCCUUCAGGUCUACAGGGCUGAGGCUGUUGAGGGCUUUAGGUUGCAGAUCUUGCUGCUCCAUAACAAUCUCAUUCAGCAAAUAAAUUUAUUACUGAAGGCAAAGAAGCAUAACAGGUUCCAAAAAAUAGCAAAAACUUACAUAAAACCCUAACUUAGCAUACCAAAACAGCACUCAACUAAGAAUCAAACAAGCAGAGUAGAGAAAUAGCAGACUAGGAAGUGGGACCAGGCGCCUUUCAGCCUUGUAAUUUAUAUUCCAUUAAAUGUCAGAGUAACCUUGGGACUGGAUAACAAGCCUGGCUCACUCCAGUUUAAACCAGCUUCAUCUGGUUCCCCAAAACAAGAAAGGUUCUUCAUAACCUCAUCGCAACUUAUCCCACCACCAGCUCUCAGCAAAAAGAAACUGCCGAGUUUCAGGAAGCCUGCAUUAGAUCAAUACUUUUCUAUGCCAGGAAAAUGCAACCAUGACACUUUAAAGGUCAGCACUAACAAUUUGAAUUGUGCUUGAAAAUAUGCUGGGAGCCAGGUAAGGUCCUUUAGGAGCAGUGAUAUGUGGUCUCGGCGCUGAUCCCAUUCAGUUGCAGUUUCUGGGUCACCUUCAAACGUAGCCCCAUGUAGACCACAUCGCAGUAGUCCAAGCCGGAAAUAACCAGAGCAUGCACCACUCUGGCGAGACAGUCUGCGGGGAAGGAGGGUCUCAGCCUGCGUUCCAGAUGGAGCUGCUAGACAGCUGCCCUGGACACAGAAUUGACCUGUGCCUCCAUGGUCAGCUGUGAGUCCAAAAUGAUCCCUAGGCUGCACACCUGGUUAUUUAGGGGCACAGUUACCCCAUCAGAACCAGGGGGUCCCCCACACCUGCCCACCCCCUGUUCCCCAGGGACAGUGCUUCUGUCUUGUCAGGAUUCAAGCUCAAUCUGUUAGCCACCAUCCAUCUUCAAACCACCUCCAGGCACCAAAACAGGGCAUUCACCGCCUUCACUGAUUCCGAUUUAAAUGAGAAGAAGAGCUGGGUAUCAUCCACAUACUGGUGAAAACCCAGGGAAAAGCCCCGAUGAUCUCUCCCAGCAGCUUCUUGUAGAUAUUAAAAAGCAUGGGGGAGAGGACGGAGCCCUGAGGCACCCCACAAGUGAGAGCCCAGGGGUCUGAACACUCAUCCCCCAACUUUCUGGACAUGGCCCAGGAGGAAGGAGGGGAACCACUGCAUAGCAGGGCCCCCAGCUCCCCUAGAGGGUCCAGAAGGAUACCAAGGUCACAGGUCUCCAAAACUGCUGAGAGAUCCAGCAGAACCACGAAACAGCAGAACCGGGGAAGUUUCAGUUCCAUGAUGAGGCCUGAAUCCCAAUUGGAAGGAUAAUGGUGGCAGAAGCUUUCCUGGUCCUGCAACCCAAAAGCUCCAGACACAAGACUUUCAUUAGCUUUCAAGGGGCCAUCGGAUACUUGGUGGUCUUUUCUUCAAAAGACAAAUAUUCUGAUUACUUUUUAAUUGAUGUAUGAUAUAAACAGCACUUCUGUUUUACAUAUUCCACAUUGGAGAGAUUUUGAUACACAGGUCUGAGUUCAUCGCUCCCCCUGAAACUGCUGUGUUAGCAGCACUGCCUGGGCAGUGUGUUUGGGGGUCCUGGGCUGCCUAGACAACAAGACCCCCUUCUCAGCCUGGCUUAUAUGGUCCCAAGGAAAGCAGAGCAGUACGUUAGGCACCAGCUUGGCUGCAGGAGUGGCUGGAAGGUGGUGUGCAGGACACCAUCUAACCAUCUUAGAGACUCCACUCUGGAUUUCUGUAGGUUUUCCUCCAUAGCAUUUUCUUAUCCUGAAGAUAACUCAAGAGGAAGUGAGGGAGUGCACCAAAGUAUUACGACCAGAGUUUUCCUUCUCGAAGGGUUCCCUUCCCUGGUUUACGAGCCCCAUCUGCCCUCACUUUCCUCUGCAGAAUGAGCAGAAUCUGCCUUCUUGACUGUGGAAUUCACUGUUGUUCUCAUCCUCUCCAUCCACCAGGGCCUGCCUUCACCUGCAACAGAAUUCCGUAAUACACCAAGGAUUUGAGACCCAUCAGGUAUCCUCACCUGGUUUAGCUGGCCGGUUGAAGCCGUUCCUGGGAUUGUGGCCCCUGUUCCAUCCUGACAGCUUCUGGAAGCCACAGGUGAGAGCUGAGUGCAGGGUGGGGACCAAUGGUGGAUAAAUUACCCCAUAAGGUGCAUGACAUUUCCCCCACCAAAGGUACUACCGCUCCCCUAACACCCCAUGACAUCGUAUGAUUAUGAUCUUUAAGACAGGACAGGAAUAAAUUCAUAUCCCCAGAAAUAACACAACUUCAGGCCAUUCGUGAAUCAAUAUUACAUUUUCAAGGUACUACACAUUCCACUAAGUACAGUUUAUCUAUUUGCCUUGAAUAUCCUGCUUUUCAGUGUCAUUUUAGGAUAGUCCUGCGUCAGAAGACGGGCAUGAGAUCAGACAGCACACCAUUCUUCAAAAAAUCAUGCUGCUUCAUGAACAUUGAUUGAGGAUAUUGAAACUUGCUCAUGAAUUAUUAUCAUUUGUUUUUUUUUAUAAUUUUUUAUUAAAGUUUUAAACAACAAAAGAAAAAGAAAACAACACACACAAAAAACAGUACAAAACUCAACAGUAAAAAACACAAAGCAUAACAAUUAAAAACAAACUCUCUUUUCCAUUUCCAAUUUUAAAAUACUUAUUUUCUAGACUUCCUCAUACCUCCCUCUUUUGUAUUCCAAUCUACAUUAUUUGUCCAGCAGUUUCUCUUCCACUUUUUUAAUCCCAAUCUUUAACUUAAUAAAAUGUUAAAAUAUAUAACUUCAACUUUUUUAAACCUAAUCCUUGAUCUUAAUGUCAUAUAACUUUAAAAUUUUCCCUUUUAACCUGUACAGCUGGAAACCAUUUACUUUCGGUCCAACAUCCCUUUAACAUUCCUUAAUUUUGCAAUGUUUCUGAAGGUAGUCUUUGAAUUUCUUCCAGUCUUCCUCCAUCGACUCUUCUCCCUGGUCACGGAUUCUACCAGUCAUUUCCGCCAAUUCCAUAUAGUCCAUAAGUUUCAUCUGCCAUUCCUCCAGCGUGGGAAGUUCUUGUGUCUUCCAAUACUUUGCGAUGAGUAUUCUUGCUGCUGUUGUUGCAUACAUAAAGAAAGUUCUAUCCUUUUUAAACACCAUUUGGCCGACUAUGCCCAGGAGAAAGGCCUCUGGUUUCUUAGGGAAGGUAUACUUAAAUACCUUUUUUAAUUCAUUAUAUAUCCUUUCCCAGAAAACCUUAAUCUUUGGGCACGUCCACCAAAGGUGAAAAAAUGUACCUUCAGUUUCUUUACAUUUCCAACAUUUGUUAUCGGGCAAGUGAUAGAUUUUCGCAAGCUUGACUGGGGUUAUGUACCACCUGUAUAUCAUUUUCAUGAUAUUCUCUCUUAAGGCAUUACAUGCCGUAAAUUUCAUACCUGUGGUCCAUAACUGUUCCCAGUCAGCAAACAUAAUGUUAUGUCCAACGUCCUGUGCCCAUUUAAUCAUAGCCGAUUUUACCGUUUCAUCCUGAGUAUUCCAUUUCAGCAGCAAGUUGUACAUUCUUGACAAAUUCUUAGUUUUGGGUUCUAACAAUUCUGUUUCUAAUUUGGAUCUUUCCACCUGGAAGCCAAUUUUCCUGUCCAAUUUAAAUACCUCCAUUAUCUGAUAAUAAUGAAGCCAGUCUCGCACUUUAUUUUUUAGUUUUUCAAAACUCUGCAAUUUCAAUCUAUCUCCGUCUUGUUCCAAAAUUUCCCAAUAUUUCGGCCAUUUGACCUCCAUAUUGACCUUUUUCAAGGCUUUCGCUUCCAUUGGUGACAGCCACCUUGGGGUUUUAUUUUCUAGCAAAUCCUUAUAUCUUAUCCAAACAUUAAACAGCGCUUUCCUGACAAUGUGGUUUUUAAAUGCUUUAUGUGCUUUGACCUUAUCAUACCAUAAAUAUGCAUGCCAUCCAAAUACAUUAUUAAAACCUUCUAGGUCCAAAAUGUCAGUGUUUUCAAGAAGUAGCCAUUCUUUCAACCAGCAAAAAGCUGCUGAUUCAUAGUACAGUUUGAGGUCUGGCAGGGCAAAUCCACCUCUUUCCUUUGCAUCCGUUAGUAUUUUAAAUUUUAUUCUGGGUUUCUUGCCCUGCCAGACAAAUUUAGAAAUAUCUUUCUGCCACCUCUUGAAACAAUCCAUUUUGUCCACAAUUUGCAAUGUUUGAAACAAAAACAACAUUCUAGGCAAUACAUUCAUUUUUAUCGCAGCAAUACGGCCUAGCAGUGAAAGCUUCAAAUUUGACCAAAUUUCUAAAUCUUUUUUCACUUCUGACCAACAUUUUUCAUAGUUAUCUUUAAAUAAAUUCCAUUUUUUGCUGUCAUGUUAAUCCCCAGGUAUUUAACUUUCUUAACCACUGUUAAACCUGUCUCAUUCUGAAACCUCUCUCUUUCAAACGGUGUUAAAUUUUUCUCUAGAACCUUGGUUUUUGACUUGUUCAAUUUAAAUCCUGCCACUUGACCAAAUUCUUGAAUCAGUUCUAAAACCCUUUUAGUACUAGAUUCUGGCUCCUGUAACGUCAAUACUAAGUCAUCUGCAAAUGCUCUCAAUUUAUAGUGUUUAGUUCCGACCUGUAUACCUUUAACCAUCUGGUCCCUUCUAAUCAUAUUCAACAGAACCUCCAGGACCGAAAUAAAAAGAAGUGGGGAAAUUGGGCAACCUUGUCGUGUCCCUUUUUCAAUUUUAAGUUCUUCCGUCACAACAUUAUUUACAAUUAGUUUAGCCUUUUGUUCUAAAUAAAUUGCACUUAUACCAUUCUCAAAACCUUGGCCUACCCCCAUACCCUGUAGAUUCUUCUUCAUAAAAUUCCAAGAAAUAUUGUCAAAGGCUUUCUCCGCGUCUACAAAUAUCAACACUGCUUUAGUGUUUAUAUUCACUUCUAAUUUUUCCAAAAUAUCAAUUAUAUUCCUCAAAUUGUCAGACAAAUGUCUUCCUGGGAGAAAGCCCGCUUGGUCUUUAUGAAUCUCUUCCAUCAACACUUUUUAAAUCUCUUCGCCAAAAUAUCUGCAAAAAUUUUGUAAUCCACAUUAAGUAAUGAUAUAGGGCGGUAGUUCUUAAGUUGUGUCUUUUCAGUCUCUGUUUUUGGUACAAGUGUAAUAUAUGCUUCUUUCCACGACUCUGGUGCCCUCUUCCCCUCCAUUAUUUCAUUGCAGACCUCUUUCAAUGGUUGAAUUAACCAUUCUUUUAAAGAUCUGUAGUAUCUAGAGGUCAAGCCAUCUGGUCCUGGAGAUUUACCCAGUUGCAUGUUUUGAAUGGCACCUUCUAUUUCCUGUUCAGUUAUUCUGUCAUUCAAAAUUAGUCUAUUUUCUUGAGAUAUUUUUUGUAGUCCAUUUGUUUUCAAAAAUUGGUCUAAAUCUGUUUCUUUCACUGGCCCUUGAGUAAAUAGUCUUUUAAAAUACUUGUGGAAACAACUUCUAAUCUCCGCAGGGUUCUGUAUAUUCCUUCCUUCCACUUCUAAAUUCGUAAUCGUAUUUAGUUUUUGUCUCUUUUUCAUUUGCCAUGCCAACAAUUUACCACAUUUAUUGGCCGAUUCAAAAGUCUUUUGUCUCAUUUGUUUAAUUUUCCAUUCUAUUUCCUGAUUCAUUAUUUUCAUAUAUUGUACUCGAUAUAACUUUAACUCUCUCAGAAUCUCUUGAGAUUUGGGAUUUACUCUCAGUCUUUUUUCACAUUCAUUCAUUUUGUUCAUAAUUUUAUCCUUCUUCUCAUUUUGAGUUCUUUUCUUUAUCGCAUUCUGUUGUAUUAAGAACCCUCUCAUAACCGCUUUACUUGCAUCCCAGAUUACUCUUUUCUCCACGUUGGAACUAAGAUUUAUCUCGAAGUAAUCUCUUAGAGUUUUUUGGGCCUUCUUAAGAAAUUCUUCAUCUCUAAAUAAGGUGUCAUUCAUCUUCCAUCUGAAGGAGCCAGUUGGUGUUAGUCUCAUUUCCAUCUUAACAGCAUUGUGGUCGGAGCAAAUUUUCGGGCAGAUUUCCACCUUUCUUGUCUUUGGUGCCAUUCCUCUAGUUAUCCAGAUUUGGUCAAUUCUUGUCCAAGUCAUUUUGGCUUCAGAAAAGAAAGUUCCCUCUUUAGCCAAGGGGUUUCUAAUUCUCCAAAUAUCCACUAAAUCCAAGUUGUCUGUCAUAUCAAAAAAGGUUUUCGGUAGUCUACCAUCUUUGGUGACUACCUGUCUUUGUGCCUUGUCCAUAUAAGUAGAUACCACUCCAUUCAUAUCUCCCAUCAAAAUCAUGUUGUAAUCCAUAUGGUCCAUCAAGGUCUCAUGCAACUUCUUAAAAAAAUCAAAUUUCCCGUCAUUUGGUGCGUAAACUCCUACAAUCAAAAAUUUUUCUCCUUGUGUUUGAAUUUCAAUUGCCACAAAUCUUCCUUGGUCAUCUUUAAAAACAAAUUUUGGUGAUAAAUUGUCUUUUGCGUAGAUCACAACCCCUCUCUUUUUAACUUUAUCUGACGAAAUAAAUUCCUGACCAAGUCUUUUAUUUAUCAACAAUUUCCUGUGUAAUCUUGUUAUAUGUGUUUCUUGUAAACAAAUUAGGUCCAAUUGUUCGUUUUUUAAUAUAUGAAAUACUGACUUCCUUUUCUGAGGGGAAUUCAAACCCCGACAGUUCCAUGUUAAAAGUUGCAGGGCCAUGAUGUUAUUGUUUUAGUUCUCCUCCUACUGCACCUAGUGCCUGUUCCUCAUCCGUCGGUGGUAUCCCUUCUUUCGAACGGUCUUUUGGUUCCGGAAAUAGUUCUUUUUGUAGGUCUUCUCCGUGGUCUCUGCAAAAUUUGUCUUUGUCGUCUUCCGAUCUUAUUUUCCUCUUCUUUCCUUUGUAGCUAAAAGACAGGCCUUGAGGGAGUUCCCACCUGAAGUUGAUAUUGUUCCUUCUCAGCAGGGUAACCAAGUCUUUAUAUUUUGAUCUGAGAUCCAGAAGGUAUUUCGGAAUAUCUUUGAAUAUUUCCACCCUUGUCCGAUGGAUUUCCAGUGUCUUCUUGAAAUGUAGGCCCAAAAUCUUAUCCCUCUCUUCUUUUGUUCGAAAAGUAAUCAGACAGUCUCUCACCUUCUUCUCUCCUCUUCUCCCAAGUCUGAAAGCAUUUACUAUUCUAAAACUGUCUUUUGCCAGUUCUGGAUCCCCAAAGUCCAAAAAUUCCUGCGUGAGAAAUUCAGCUAGAUUGUCCUUUUCCACCUCAGGUACCGAUCUGACCCGCAAAUUCACUCGCUUUUCCUUCAAAUCUAUCAUAGACAGGGUUAGUUUAUGGUCUUCCAAUUGUUUAUGCAGUGUUGGUAAUUCCUCUUGAACCUCUUUAACUUCAGUAGCAGAAGUUGUAGCAAUUUCUUUAGCCUCUUCCGCAAUCUGGCGUGUUGAGGCCGAUUCCUCUAAUAAUUUCUGAAUAGUCUCUGUGUUAGUAUUUACUUUUUGGCCCAGGUUAUUUAUGCUUGCAGUAUUUUGAUCAAUCUUGUCACAUGCCUCUGCUACUUGUUGGCUUAUUCUAUUUAAAGAUUCAUUGACUUUGGCCAAAACUUGAGCAAAGGCAUCAUCACUUGUCGUACUUUUUACCUUUAAUUGUGCCGAUGAGGCUGUUGUUGAGGUUCCAGAAGGGCCUGAGGCCGAAAAUCUCCUUUGUAAUCCUUCUUCUGUGCGAAUAGUCCUCCCCAAUCUUGUAGUCGAAGCAUCCACCUUCUCUUUACCAUUUGCCAUUCCUUAGAUAAUGCUCAAGGUCAGUCACGUAGUUGAAAUUAAACAGUGGAAAUUUCCUACCAAGCAGUGUGAGAACUCCUCAAGCCCGCUACAGUUUCAAUUAUAACAAGUUGUAACAGUUCCAAGUUCCACUAGGGGGACACUGUAACAGUCAUAAAAGUUCUUGGAUACUUUAAUUUCUUUUUUAAGCCCCCCUAGUUUGUUCAGGAAGAAAACAGUCUAUUCACAAUCUUUAACUUAGGACCAGGAGAUAUAUAUUCACAUAAUUUGUCCAAACUUUUAUUUCCUGUGCAGGACUAGCUGUCAAAAUAUAUUGCAAGGCAGUACCUCUCUUUCUUUCCUAAGAUCUGGAGAUCCUUUCCCAGGGAAUUGAGUGAUGGUUUAAUCCCUUCUUUUCCACUCUUUAUGAAGAAAUCACAUCCACAAUUCUCCCCCCUUUUCCCUCAAUUUAAAGAGGGAAGAGUCCAGGUUGGAUGAUUGGAUUAAAGUCCGCUAAAACGUACUUUUCAAAUGCUUCCGCUUUCAAGUUCAAUGCUUUAUUUUAUCUACAAAGAAAGAGGCUGACUUCCUUUUUAAACCUCUUUCCGUUUUCGGCCAGAUUCCAGUUUGUACAGUUCCAAUUAGAUUUUAUCCUACUCACGGAUCGUUGAUUUUCAGGUCCAGAUUUCAAGGAAGAAAGGCAGCGCUCUCCGGUCAACAGCUUGCGGCUUCACACCACGAACGAGCAGACAGCCCACAGCACAGCGCUCUCCCCCGCUCCGAUUUCAAGCCCGUUGCUGGGCUUUUUACCGGGUUGGGGGGGCGCCAAAUGUGCCCGCUGGGUCCCAGGCUCACAGGCUUCCCCCGCCUGUGAUUUUUGAGGGUCCCCCGCUGCGCCGAAGCGGGAUCCGACCCUUUUCUCGUGGCGCUAAUUCCCUCUAGCCGAGGAAAUCCACCAUCGACCGCUGGCGCCGCCUCCGGAAGUCAUGAAUUAUUAUCAUUUGACAUGGCAACUUUAUUUCCUAAAAACUGGGGAAAUGGGUAGGGAAUGUAGGAGACGUUGAAAUAGGAGAAGGUGCUAAUGGCAUCUGAUGUGCUCUCUUUUCCUUUGUUCUCUUCCUUGAAAGCCAAAAAGGAUUUCCUUUCCUCCCACUCUGAAGAAGGGGAUGGAGAAGACAGUCAAAACUCCAGGGAAUGGUGCACCUUUUGUUUCAUUAGGAAUAGAAUUUAAAAUGUGGAAUAUGCUUCACUGAUAGUUCACAUCAACGACCUCCAACAGGGGAGAUACCAUAUAAAGGUAUGGAGAUCGGAAAGAGCUUUAGUGAUAAUGGUAAACUUAGAACACAUCAACAGAAUAACACGAGGAAGAAACCAUAUAAAUGUAUGGAGUGUGGAAAGAGCUUCAGUCAGAGUGGACACCUCAAUACACAUCAACGGAUUCACACAGGGGAGAAACCAUAUAAAUGUAUAGAGUGUGGAAAGAGCUUUAGUGAAAAUGGAAAACUUAGAAGACAUCAACGGACUCACACAGGGGAGAAACCAUUUAAAUGCCUGGAGUGCGGAAAGAGUUUCAGUGAUAAUGCAACCCUUAGAAGACAUCAACGGACUCACACAGGGGAGAAACCAUAUAAAUGUGUAGAGUGUGGAAAGAGCUUUAGUGAUAAUGGUAGCUUUAGAAAACAUCAACGAACUCACACAGGGGAGAAACCAUAUAACUGUAUGGAGUGUGGAAAGUGCUUCAGGCAGAAUGGAGACCUUAAAUUACACCAGCGGAUUCACACAGGGGAGAAACCAUAUAAAUGUAUGGUGUGUGGAAAGAGCUUUAGUGAUAAUGGAAGCCUUAGAAGACAUCAACGGACUCACACAGGGGAGAAACCAUUUAAAUGCCUGGAGUGCAGAAAGAGCUUCAGUUUCAAUGCAACCCUUAGAAGACAUCAACAGACACACACAGGAGAGAAACCAUUGAAAUGUAUGGAGUGCGGAAAGAGCUUUCGUGAUAAUGGAAGCCUUAGAACACAUCAACGGACUCACACAGGGGAGAAACCAUAUAAAUGUGUAGAGUGUGGAAAGAGCUUUAGUGAUAAUGGUAGCUUUAGAAAACAUCAACGAACUCACACAGGGGAGAAACCAUUUAAAUGCCUGGAGUGCGGAAUGUGCUUUAGUUUCAAUGCAACCCUUAGAAGACAUCAACAGACUCACACAGGGGAGAAACCAUAUAAAUGUAUCGAAUGUGGAAAGAGUUUCAUUCGGAGUGGACACAUCAAUAUACAUCAACGGACACACACAGAAGAGAAACCAUUUAAAUGUACGGAGUGUGGAAAGAGCUUUAAUGAUAAUGGAAGCCUUAGAACACAUCAACCGGCUCACACAGGGGUGAAACCAUAUAAAUGUAUGGAAUGUGGAAAGUGCUUCAGUGAUAAUGGAAGCCUUAGAUCACAUCAACGGACUCACAAAGGGGAGAAACCAUUUAAAUGUAUGGAGUGCGGAACGAGCUUCAGUCAGAGUGGAACCCUUGAUUUUAAUGAACAAACUCACACAAAACACAAACCUUAUAAUUAUCAGGAAAGUAGAUAUAGGUUCAGUCCUGGUGGAAAUUCUAAAUCAACAGAUUUGCGGACAGGAAGAACUUUAGGAGUUGAAGCUCUUCAAACCAUCAACAAACUCAAAGAGGAGAAGCAGUUUAAAUGAAAAGAUUGCAAAAAGUGCUUUAUUUACAAUGGAGUGUUUAAGGAAAAUCCAGAGACUCUCACAUGUAAGAACCCAUUUAGAUGUAUGAAGUGUUGGGUGUCUUCCUCUCAGAGUCCACUCCACAGAAAUGAACUCAGGAGGAAAUCAGUCUUUAACAUAUGUUGUGUAUGUGAAGUUCUUGUAUUUAUGUGGAAAACUCUAUAGUAAUGAAAUAUUGAAGGCAAUGUCAAACAAUGUGAUUAUAAUCUAAGAUGUAAAGUACCUUUCGAUAGAGAAGGGGUGAGGAUUUAUCUGGAUUGCUUGUGGUCAGUGAGGAUUAGGGCUGGGCGAUAUAUUGUCCAAACUGGUUUCUAGACCACAUUGUGAUAACCUUUCAAAAACAAUUGAUAUGGCAACACACCACAGAUCACAGUGUGUGUUUUGGGAUGCCCAUUUGCCUGGAAGCUGCCAGCAGAAAGGUUUGCUUCGUGAAGCCCCUGCAGAUGUCAAGUUGCUGACCUCUCCCAGAUGACAGGAAGCAAAAGACACACCUCCAUUGCCCUGUGUCAUUCCAGCCUCUUUCCUCCUUUGCUCCCUUCUGCCGGAUUGUGUGCCUGACUUAGAUAUCCUGUGUGCUGUAUUUUUCUACUGCUGAAACUGGAUUUGCUCUCAGGAGCUAAGUUUUGUGCCUCACUGGGGACCCAGUGAGAACUGUAUGCUUUGAAAACUAAGUAAACUAUUACUGAAGAAGUCCGGCUGCCUCUGUGUGUGUUUUUGACCUCAGUGUGGGACUUGCUCUUCACGUGGCCCC